Cololabis saira (Pacific saury) is the source of this 2423-nucleotide messenger RNA. It is a transcript of the gene abi3b, whose product is annotated as ABI family, member 3b. Lineage: Eukaryota; Metazoa; Chordata; Actinopteri; Beloniformes; Belonidae. The transcript has 5 exons. Bases 725 to 1684 code for a protein of 319 amino acids. Gene Ontology annotation, molecular function: SH3 domain binding. Gene Ontology annotation, cellular component: lamellipodium. The record is from RefSeq and is a predicted model, not a curated record.
UGCUGCUGGGGACUUUUGUUACUCCAAAUGUUUCUCCACUCAGUUGUUGUCAUCAUUCUUUGCUUGGAAACCUAAUGAAAUCAAUGUGCGCCUUCUCGGACUACACUAGUUUUUGUAAGCUUGUAAACCACGGAGGAAAACUUGAAGUCAGAGAACUGUGAGUCUUUGUACACAGGCAAACCCAGGAGGGGGAUAUCUGGGGGGUCAAUUCAACUUGUGUACACAAGAUGUCUCAAACAAUCCAGUGUUGUUCCAUCCAUGUUUGUCCAUUUUUAACAAACAUGUGGUUUUUAAGUUAAAAAAAAGUUCCACAGCAUGAUUGUAUUUGCAAAGUUGAGCCGUUUUCAGACUGAACUUUCCUUGGAUUGCACUGCCCCCUAGCGGAUCUAUCAUGCAAUUGCUACAGGUGGUUGUCAUUUAUACUCCUGAAAUACAAACCAUCGGAUAUUGAUAUAAAUUAUGAUACACCUUACAUAAUAAAUUGUAGCAAUUAUGAAACAGAAAACAUAGGUGUCGAGUAUAACCAGUUGAGACAGAUGUUAUUUGUUGAUCAUUCUCACUGCAGGUCUUGUGCAACCCUGUCCUGAGACCAGCUGCUAGAAGAUCUAUAGCCUCCAGUAGGAUUUUCCGCGUUCUCCGCCGAUCUUACAUACACCUCCCUGCUUCGACUGACUCCUGACAAAAUUGUGUGUUUUCAUCACAAAACCUUUCAAGAUUUGUUACAAUGGGAGAAAAGACCUUCUCGGAAACUAUUAGUCAGAUAUUAGAAGAGGCGGUGUCUGCCAGGAAGGAUCUUCUUGAUAACCGCAGUAACCUUUUCAAAGUGGCAGAUUACUGUGAAAACAACUAUCUUCAGGCGGAUGAUCCCACCGCGGCUGUUGCGGAGGCCAAGGACUUGCUCGUCCAGGCUUUGGCGAGUGUCACAUAUCAGAUCAACAGUGUGGCCAACAGCGUGAUCAAGCUGCUGGACUCACAGGUCACGGAGGUCAAAUACAUGGAGUCGUCUCUCAACAUGCUGUCACUGGCUGCAGCUAUCCACUUUGAGAAGGUGGCCAGGAGGGAGAUCGGUGUCUUUACAACCCCCAAAGACAAGACUCGCUCGAAGCACAUGACCCCACCGGCAUCAGGAAAGGAACCUGAGAGAGCCUACUCCAGAGAACCAAUUUCAUACUCCAUCCUGGACUCCACCGGUCACUGUUUUGAGGUCUCCGAGCCACAGCCCAGGAAGCAGGCAGAGACGUCAGAGAGCAUCCAGAGCUCUGCAGAGAUCCCAGUAUCCCAUCUCGGCAUUGCUGUUCCUCCACCAUCAGUCCCCACCUUGUCCACCAAACCCACAGUCCCAGACCAGCCUCCCCCUCCUCCUGCUCCUUCCACCGGUGGGUCGUCUAUGGGUACUGGCCUCCCCCCUCCACCCACCUUUCCCUCACCCACAGAUCUGCCUCCACCCCCACCUCAGGCAAACAUCAGCCCAUCCACCAUCAACUGCCCACUUCCUCCUCCGCCACCUCCUCUUGCACCAGAAGCUGCAUUUCUCCCUCCUCCUCCUCCUCCUCCAGCACCAGCUGCACAAACCUCUGGUGUCGUCCCACCGCCUCCUCCUCCUCCUCCUCCUCCUCCUCCAGGACCAGCUGCCCAAACCUCUGGUGGCGUCCCACCGCCUCCUCCUCCUCCCCCUCUCCCCUAGAUAUUGACAAUUGUGAUCAGGUGGCUUCUGCCAUGAAUUUACGGUGUGAACGCGGCAGCACGAGGAAAACAUUUCUGGUCUGUUGUGAGAUUGACGGCAAUAAACAAAACUUCCAAAGCCCUUUUCAGGGUUUAAGCUUGAGCUGUUUCAUCUAAAUUUAAUGGUCGAGUAUAAGCUUGAGAUGGCAUUUUCUGGAAGAGCAAAUCCCUCAGGAGGAAUCUUUCCAGCACAGAGAGCUGCUGUAGAGAUUCCUCCAACAAGUCUCAACAACACGUAGUCUGCAUUCCUCAAAAAACAAGCUGAAACACAGAUUCUGGUGUUUCUGCCAGCUACUUUUUCCUGUAAUGUAAUGUAAUGUCUCUUUUUUUAUUUUUAUGCAUCUAAACACAUAUCCUCAUUAUAAAACAGGUCAGUUUGUUGUCACUGUUCUCCGUGGCGAGAGCAGCUUCAGUUAACCUGCCGGCUUCAACCUCAGGGAGCUCUGUGUCUUUAAACAGGUCACAGAGGCUGUAAACUCGCCGUUGCAAGUAAAUGCAUGACUUAACUUGCAGUGCAUUAGUGGUAGUUGAAGGUAAGCUUCACUGUCUGUGUGGAAAACAUCAGAUUAGUUCGGUAUGACUAAUGCAGAUUUUGUAAAUCCUUUUUCUGCUUGAUCCUUUUUUGGGGAAAAGUCAGUUUGGUUUUUAUGAGACCUGUUGUGCAAUCAAAAUAAAUAAAUAAAAACUUUCAGCUACAACCA